This is a messenger RNA of Dictyostelium purpureum, 2170 nucleotides long. RefSeq lists its product as uncharacterized. NCBI's taxonomy places the organism in Eukaryota, Evosea, Eumycetozoa, Dictyosteliales, Dictyosteliaceae. Bases 89 to 2170 code for a protein of 693 amino acids. The record is from RefSeq and is a predicted model, not a curated record. The transcript has a single exon.
GCAUCAAUGAAAUAUUUUAUAAUUUAAACUUUGUAAUAAUUAUAUAUUUUAUUUUUUAAAAUAAAUAUUGUAUUUUAAAUUGUUAAAUAUGAAUCAUAGUAAUAAUACUAAAAAUAGUAAUAGUAAUAAUAGUAAUAGUAAUAAUAGUGAUAAUAAUAAAAAUAAUAAUAUUAUAAAUAUUAAUAAUAAUAAUAAUAAUAAUAGUAAUAAUGAUAGGUUACAUAAUUUAUAUAAAAGGAUAUUUAAUAACAUUGUAAUAAAAAAAAAUAUAUCUAGAUAUUUAAAAUUAAAUAAUGACUGGAGAUUUAAAUGUAUAUCAUAUUCAUCAAUACAGAAUGGAACAUCAUUAUCACUAUCUCAAAUAAAAUUUGAUACCACAUUUAAACAUUUAAUAGUUAUAACCGAUUUCAAAAAUAUAAAAGAAUUCAAUUUGUGUUUAUAUUUAUUAAAAUCAAAUAUAUUGUGUAAUAAUUCAACUACUUCUGGUAGUGGCAGUAACAAUUUUACAAGCUUAAGAUUUAUAAAAGAUAGCAACUUUAAUAACAAUGAUAACAAUAGUAAUAAUAACAAUAACAAUAAUAAUAACAAUAAUAAUAAUAAUAAUAUUAGUAAUAAUAGUAAAAAAAAAAAAAACAAAAUUAAAAUUAAAAUUCAAGAAUUUCAAAUCCCAGCUACAAUAAAAGAACUGGCUUUUGGGGACUCUAUAAAACUAGAAGUUGAAACAAAAAAAGCGUCAGUGCCACUAUUUAAUAAUUUGACCGUGUUGGAACUUGGUAAAAAAAAUGAAGCAGUACUGCUAAAUGGUUACCUAUCAAUGGCAAAUAAUUUGAAGCAACUAGUUAUAAAUCACAAUCUUUCCAAACCACUCAAAAAAGAAAUGUUCCCAAUUCAGUUAGAAUCAUUAACAAUGAAAUCAAAAUAUUUAUUUAGUACAAUUUAUCUUCCAGAUCAACUAAAGGAACUCUCUUUUAUUGGCAAACCCUCUUCGCCUAUAGAUAUGAGCAGUGCAAUUUUAGAUUCUAUUCCAAAAAAUUUAACAUCACUUAGAAUAGAGUACUGCUUUAAUACUGAAAUAAUAACAAAACCAAGUAUAAUGAACUCGCUUCAUAAACUAAAUAUCAUUUACAACAACAUAGAUAGUGAGAGACACUUUCUUUAUUACUAUACAAAUAUUUUACCAAACUCCAAACUAUUAAAGUCAUUAGAAAUAUCAACAUUCAUAAAUAAUUACUAUAUAUUUGUAAACCCUGAUUUACUUCCGCCCACCCUAAAUUCAUUAAAACUGCCAUUUCAUUUUUCAACUUCUCCCAUUUUACAAUCAAAUUCAGAAACGGAAUCAAUAUUAUCAAUAAACCCAAUGAAUGAUAACACCACAACAACAGUAUUAAAAGGAUACCCAGGCUCAAUUACCAGCUUUAAAGGCACAUUACAACAACUGACAUCAACAAAAUUUGAAAAUCUAUUAAACAUAACCUCAUUAAAUUUAUUAUUACUAUCAUUCAUCAGCUUACCCAAUACAGCAACCAACAACAACUUUGAACAAAACUUUAGUAAACUUUCAAAUUUGGAUUCACUCAUUCUUAAUUUACACGAGCUAACUCUAAUAUCAACCAUACCAGAAACAAUAAGAUCAACAAUUAACAAUUUAGAGCUUUAUCGAUUCCAUCCAACUGAAACUGACGAUUUAGAUUCUCAAAUUUCUCAAUUUUACUCAAAUCUCAAGCUAAAAGAAUCUUUUUCAAAACUAAAAUAUCUAAAGAUUGAUGAAAACUUUACAUUUAUAUUUAUGAGCCAUUAUAAAAAAGAAAAAGAAAAAGAUAAAAGUAAUCCAAUUGCAGAUGGAGCCGUAAAUUUAUUUCCCUCAACUCUGCUAUUAUUAGACUUAACAUUCGGUGGAACAUCAGCAGUAGAAGCAAAUGAAAAGAUUAUUUUAAACAAAUCAUUUUUUCCACCAGGUAUCAAAAUUUUAGUUAUUAGAGGUACUCACAAAUCAGUAAUAGAGAAAUUACCAAAUUCCAUAGAGUUUAUUUUUAUUCAAGACACAAAUCCAUUACUAAACGAUAGAUUAUUUAUUGACGAUUAUUCAUCUAUAGUCAGAACUUUUAAUCAAGCAGAUGAAAAAAUAUUAUACAAUAAUUUAAAAACUCAACUAAAUGAAUUUUAUUUAUAA